Physcomitrium patens is the source of this 2114-nucleotide messenger RNA. RefSeq lists its product as uncharacterized. NCBI's taxonomy places the organism in Eukaryota, Viridiplantae, Streptophyta, Bryopsida, Funariales, Funariaceae. The record is from RefSeq and is a predicted model, not a curated record. Gene Ontology annotation, biological process: regulation of DNA-templated transcription. Gene Ontology annotation, molecular function: DNA-binding transcription factor activity; DNA binding.
CGACCAUCUACCCCCCAAUCCAGUUUGUGUGCGCUUUGCUCUUGUGAGAGCCAUUAAUUUCCAACUCUGCAGUCGCCUGUCUUGCGGUGCAGGAGAUCUUUGUUUGUGGAAGUUCGUGAGGUGAGGGUUUUGGUUGUGUGAUGCGAAACGCGUUGAAUGGUUGCAUUGUGUGUGACCAGACACCGUGGCUAUUGAAAAUCAGCUUAUCAACAGUGGCUGAUCCUUUUCAACUAUUGCGAGCGCAUCAUACAACUGCAGUGUUUCAUCGCCUCAACAUAAAAGUUUCAUGCUACACGUAGUAAUAUUGAGGAGGGUCGGACCACAAUUUGUGACGGAUUUAAGGCUUAUUUUCCUUUAAAUGUGAACCCGCAAGAGAUUACCUUCCCUAGUUUCCAUGAGGUAGAUCACGUCGCUCUGCAAUCAGCACUUAUAUCGUUUAUCAGCAGCACAAACUCAAUCUCUCACGCACCGAUGGCAAGGAUGUUCAACAGCAGCGACAACUAUGGGUACUCCUCAAGCGAUUGUCCCUCUUCGAAUUCACAUCGUCGGACUUAUAUGUGCAAAGUUUGUGGGAACCAUUUCAACUCGGGACAAUCUCUGGGCGGUCACAUGAAUGUGCACCGAAACGAUCGGAGGUCUCCAAGCAAUUGUCAGUACAAUCGUUCUAAAGGUUCUCCGACCUACUCCUCUCCGGGAGCGGGAAGCGGAGACGAGUGUUCGACACAGUUCAAAGGAGUGCGUUACCGUAAAGAGCAGAACAGGUGGGUGGCCGAAAUAAGACCUCCACGAUCGAGUAAAACUUGGUGGCUAGGCACUUAUUCCACCCCUACAGAGGCAGCAUAUGCCUACGACGUGGCAAUUAAGUAUUUCGGAAGUGAAACGUCCCUCAAUUUUGAUGGUCACCCAGUUUACGACCAAAUCCCUACAAUCUCCACAACUAUGCCAAAGGAUUUCGCAAUGCAGCUCAGAGAGGUGGUAAAAAAGUACGGCAAGUUGGCGAUGCAGUCAGAUGGAAGCGGCAGAGCGUCAUUUUCGUUUGGCAAUGCGUACAAUCCUUAUGAAACUUAUCCGCCUCCAUACACAUGUGCAAGCAACGACGUCGAUUCGGAUGAUGGUGAAGAUGACGAAGAGGAGGAGGAGGAGGAGGAACAGGAGGAACAGGAGGAGAUGGAAGAGGAGGUUGAACAGGAAGAUGAAGGACAACCAGUACAGGAGGAAGAAAACUGGGAGAAUUAUGUUAAUUUUCCUAGGAAUCAGACCACCGAGCAAUCUCUAGAUGACCACGCUCCCAUCGACAAUGAGCAGACGCCAACAUCCAUAUUCGAUGCCGCUGAUCUCAAUGCAUUCAAUGGCGCCAGCUAUCCACCCCAGCAUUCUUCCUUCACGAUGGAUUACGAUCUGAGUACAUACAACUACUGCUUUUCACCUCCGCAGCACCCAUUCUUAUCUGAUUAUGAUUACAACUGUGGUACCUAUCAACCCCAAGCGCAAUUUUGGUCACAAAGCUACCAGUACAGCAGCUACUAAAGUCUCAACUCUGGAGUCCCAAGGUUAUGCCUGAUCUGCUUGAGUUAUCAGCGUAAGAUGUAAGAUAAGAAAUCGUCCUGCCAGAUUUAGUGACGCGAACAUGUAUUAUAAGUGUCUCCGAUGUUCUCCCUGUGCUGUGCUCAGGAUGGCUAGCUGUGCAGGACCUGCUGUAUCAAGUUACUAGAACGUCGAGGAGUCUUUCCGGAAACGUACCCAUUGUGGUAGUCCACGACUAAUUACACUGUCAACUUCGUGUUGUCCUUUUGGUCUUCAGAUGUAAGUUUUUGUGAGGUUCAUGGGCCGGUGGAAUACUUUCAUAGAUAAGCCGUGGACUAGCUUAGCAUGACUUGUAGUUACAAUAGCCAGCAUAGCUAUGAUAUAACAAACUGGGUACUAGGUCAGGGUUGGACUAACUCCCUGGUAGUGUUGGGAAAUCUGAGUUGUAAAAAUGAGCAAUGGAUGUGCAAUGCCAAGCGGAACUAAACUCUGUUGUUUAGUGCUUGGUACCUAAAUUUUGUCCACAUGGGUCGUUCUUGCCGCUGGAGUGAGCCUGCAUAUUUUCAAGCAUAAAGCAAUUUGUUACUGUA